AUGAGUAAGUGUCAAACAAGGAAGAUGAACGCUGAAAAAGGGGACAAUGAGGAGUCCAGGUAAGGCUAAAUGUUCCUGGAUCGAGGGGGCAAUUUUGUAAUGAGGGAAACACUCUGGAUCUUGAUAGAUGUUCAACUUUUUUAUGUGUUUGCAUGAUGAUUAAAUUUGCGAUUAGUUCAAUACUAUACUCUUUUGAUUGCAAAAUGCAUCUGAAUUGACUGAUGUACAUCUUUACGAUGCCAUGUCGAACAAUAUUAGUAAGAGAACUCAAGUCACUAUUGAUUGCCUCAGCCCAACAUACUGACGGUGAAACUGAUAACAAAUUGUAAAAUGUGGUAGCAUUUAAAAACGACCAAAUAAAGACAUAAUUCCAAAAAAUUGAACCUAGUAUGCAUAUUGAAAGUAUCUUGUUGAAGUUUUUUUACAGGAAAAAUAUCUAGAGGCCCGGGUAUUUUAUCCACUCAAUGUGUUAAAUUUCAUACAUUAUUAGGCUGAUACGUUGGUGUACUGCAAUUCAAUUUCUACAUGAUAUGCGUUCAGAGUGCCUGUCAUUAAAUAGAAAUCUUAUAAACCGAUGAAGUUUGCCAACUAGAUUGAUAGAUCACUGAAAUUUAAAUGGUGGAUUUAGCUAAAGCUUGCUGUUGCAGAGGUCCUUGCAACUGACUCCCAGUUAACCUUGCACUCCACAUAAUACUAAAGAGAAGAGUUAUUAUUGGUGUUGCAAAAUACAGUUGAAACUCUGAAAUAUAUACAAGGAUGAUCAGAAAACAUUCACAAAAAUAGUAACACCUUAAAUUGAUAUUCUGAUUUAAAUUGUCAAGAAAACAAAACAGGCAUGUGCAUUGUGUGCUUCAAUUUAUACGAGGCUGGCUAUUAUUUUUUAGUUUAAGUUUUCAGAAAAUAAAUCAAUCAUGGAAGUCACCUGCUUGAGCAAAAUGGCUGUUAGUGGAGCUUGAAUGCAGACACAUUUCUAUACAGAUUGUCUACUUAACCUUGCAAAAGGCAAUAGUAGGGUUAAUAUUAUAGAAAAGGUUUUGAAUUUCAUAAUUCUAACCCAGUUUAUAUAAGAGUGGCUCCAGGUGGUAUUCACUUUGUAUUUACAAGUUAGUCUUAAGUUUCAGUUAUCACGUAAUUUAUUGAUUGUGCUGUAUUUAUAAGAUUUGGACCAAAAAUUGUUUGCAAUUUUCAUCUCUUAAAUUUUAUGUUACAAAGUGGACCAGUUGGAACAAUUAAGAAGACUUUGGGGAAGGUAAUGGUGGAUCUUGAGUUUGCUUCUGUCAUCUUAAAGGGGAGAGGGAGGGAGGAACUCACCAGAACUUAGCUACCAAUAUGUAGUCCACUGUCUUCAUCAGAAAAUACUAAGUUCAUAAUCAACAUUGAAUUUCAGGCUUUCAUUAUUCUCUCUAACCAAAAGUAAUGGUCACAACUUUUGACCAAAUAUUAUUUAACACUGUAAAUUACUGUUACAAACCUCUCUUGAGAUAGUUUAGUUACAGAGCUGAAUAACCAGCACCAUUAUUUCAGCAUCUUGUGAAAAGGUUUGAUAAGAGAGACUCAGUUUUGCUUGUAUAUUAAACUGACUUGAUAUUUAUUAUUUUCAUAUCUAUAGGUAACCUCUGAAGGCUUGAUUGAGCUCCCUCCAGGUACAUUGUGAGUGUAGGUUAAUUUAUUAUAAAAUACUUGGCUGCAUAGUAUUUUUAAAGGUAUUGGAUGUCAAAUGCACCAGUCUUUGUCAAUGAUGAAAACAAGUGGCCUUCUGUUGUUGCUUCUGUCUGUUAGUAUGGAUCCUGAUCACCUCAACAGCCCAUUUAUUGAGUUAAAAUGGUGAAAGAUAGCUGAUCCCGAUAAGGAAAGAAAAGAGCUCAAUCUCAAAUUCAAGUGUCUAUGAUAUAUCUUAAUAUCUAAGGGCCCCCAAUAAAUGAAGUGUUAAAAGUAAUCCUAUAAUACUUUAAAAUAUACUUUGAUGGUAAUCUGUUGAUGCGCUAUAGUUGGCACAGUCUCUAAAAAGACUAUAGAUAUCUUUAUGAAACUGUAUCUCUUAACAUUAUAUUAACACAGUGGUGAACUUUGUGUGAUGCACAAAGAGUCUGGAUUUAAUAAUUUAGUCCAUGUUGUUAAGUUUAAAAAAAAUUUUGCAAUUUUUUUCCCAGAAAAUGUGCAAAUUUCACCCAAAGUAAAUAUACCUACCUUCCUUUGGAUUUAACUGUUCAAGAUUGGUCUUUUUGUACUUUAAUGUUGUAGAGCCUGGUGCUGUUAAAUUUGAGUGUCAAGGUAUUUCAAGGCCUAGUUCCAGCACAGCUGUCAGAGUUGGGAGUGCAGGACGUGUAGAGAGGAGCCUUCAACUUGCAAGGAAAAAGGAAUUAGUAGAUGAGAUUCCAACAAGAUGUAAUAGCGCUGGAGCUGAGAUGAUUUCUCUGGGUAAUGUUGCUCGAAGCUGAUUUGAAAUAUGUAAAUACCAUAAUCAAUAAUAUUGUUAUGUCCUCAGUCUCAGAGGCUUUACCAAGUAGGCAAGGAAAAGCUGCUCCUCAAAGUACAUUUUGCUUUUAGAAUGCCACGGUUAUGAUGGAAUUUUUAUCUAUCUGAUAUAAAAUGUCUUGAAAGGUUAUUUACAAUCAUGGUAGUUUGCAUAAAGGGAUACUAAAAUCCAUUUACUGCUUUCAAUUGCCUUUUUUUCAUUUCAUAUCCUAAUUUUUUAUGGUAUGCAAAUAAACAAAGUGAUUACAAACUCAACUAACUUUGCAGUCAGAUACAAAUGAUGGGACAGAUUACAAUGCUAUCCACACAAGAAUGUUUCCAAUGUAACCCACUAGGUUCCAGACCUCCCAAAUGGGGUUCUACUUUCUAAUUGAUAUUUGAUAUUUGCGAGUAAUGCUUUCUCUACAUAAUGAUACAAGCUUUGAGAGGUUUUGGGUCUGCCUCUUAGCCUGGUUUAAAUUUCCCUCAAUUAAAAUCACAAAAAUAUUGAAAUUAGGCCUAAGAGGACUGGAAAACAAUUGCAUUAUCAAGUGAGGGAACUUUUGUCACAUGGCAAGGUGUAAUGCAUAUGUAACUGUUAGUUGACCAGGUGUGAAUAGUCUUCUCUUGUUAAUUUGCUUUAACUGAUGUCAUCAGGUCCCAUAUUUGCAUAGCUUACCUGAUUCUUUUUACAAAUAUAAAAGCUCAUUUCUCUGUCACCCUUAAAAUUUUAAAGGGGUGAAAAUUUGACUAUGGUAGCUUUGAAAGCAUUUUGUUCAUUUUAUGGGCACCAAUUAAUCAACUAAAACCAAAUCAUGUGAAUAGUCAACAUGGAAUCUUACUACAUGUAUAUUCAUCAUGCAAUGUAAAAUUAAAUAUUUUGGGUGUCAGACUUUUGUUGAAACAAAAAAACAAUUAUGCCAUGUUAAAAUGUGACAACUUCUCUAGUUUAUCUAAUUUAUGAUGUCUGGCUGUCUCCUAUACAGUCCACCUGAUGAAAGACAAAAUUAUAUUCAAAUGUUUUUUUCUUUAAAUGAAGAGAAAUUAUCAGAUAUUAUCAUUCUAGAAAACAUAUUGGUUUGGUAUAAUCAUGUUCUAUGUUUAAAAAAGAUGGGUGAUUUCAUGAUUUCAGGUUUUUCAAGUACCUAACUUGAGUUUUUUUACUUGAUUGCUACCAAGGUUUUUGGCUUUUUUGGGGGUGUAUAUGUCAAAUACGAAAACUUCCACUUUCUUCAUGUUUUUCAGUCCUCUCAGUUUCAUGUAAACUAUUUGUAGGAUACUUUUGGUAUUUAAUAGUCAGGGGUUAUGGCAGGCUUGUAUAUAUAUCAGUGUAUAUAUUCUUGUAUGUAAUAUCUUCCUGUUCCUUUCUCAGACUCUGUCUUUGCUAUGAGAAGAUUCAUUUUCUCAUUUAACCUUUUUUGAUUUGAUGGAUAUCAUCGAUGUUAUUUAUUAUAAGUAGAAUUUAUUUUUGUUUGAACUUCAUUUGAUAAUGCCAAUUAACUUGAUAAUUAAUGAUUCCACAAUAAUUACAAUCAUAGUUAACAGUUACUCAGCAAAGUGGAGGUGAAUAGUGGUGGAUAUUUACCAAGCAGCAAAGUGGUGUUGUUGAUAUCCACCUCUUUCACUAACACAGGUGAAUAAUUUUUUUAGCAUAUACCACACAGAUGCCAAACAAUUAGUGUAUUUCUUUCAAUAUACCAAAAGAUGGUUGGAAAUUAAACUAUUGACGCGCAAUUUUGUUUCAUCAGCUGCUCAGAGGUGAAUAGUACUUGCUAUUCAUUUCCAAACUAAUGAAUCAGUAGGUAUGAAAAAGUACUAUUCACUUGAGUGGUUUUUAUUAAUAAUGAAAGUGAUAGGAAAAGAAUAGUGAUGAUAGUAAUGAUGUCCAAGUGACAUGAUCACCAGAGCUUGACUCAUAGUUUCAAUUACAGCUAAGGUGAAACACAGCAAACAAAUACAGGAAAUGGAAAACUCCCUAAGACAGGCUGCCAAGGUUUCCAAUAAUGAAGACAACACUGAUAGUGACUCAUCAUCAUCAUCAUCAUCAUCAUCAGAGGAAAUUCAGGAGGAAAAAGAGAGAACAGCUAAUCAAAUCCAAAACAAUGAACCUUUAGAUGAACUCAAAGCAGAGGUACUGUGAAUUUUAAUACCACAUUAUUGUUUUUUCUUCAAUUGUUAAUAAGGUUUUCAUUUUUGCUUCAGUUCCUAACUACUGUCAUGGAUGAAAACUAUGAAAAAGCCAAGGAGCUCUGCCAAAAGAGUAAGUCAUGGUUCUUUUCGGCUGAUGGGAUAUUAUUUAAACAGGCACAGCUUUGUCUUCGGUACAAAAAAGAUAUGUGCAAGGCAAAGAAAAUGCAUCCUUCAUUAUCUACACACAGAUACGCUAUGUUUAAAAAGAGGCAAACUGCAGCCCUGCUGUAGUGCUGCCUCUUCAAAGAAGUUCGGUUGAAAGUGAGAGAUAGAGCGCAUUAGGAGUUAGUGAUGUAAAACCAAAAUAAAACUAAUCGCAAUCGCCAACAUGAGCAAAGGGAAAUAAACAGACUUUAACCACCUGAGGCACGGAAAAAUGUAACUGACCAAGCCUCAAUUGGUUUGGGAUGCAUUUGAUUUGUUGAAAACGCGGUGAAAGUAUUUCAAUACAAAGCGAAGUGAAGGAAAAUUAAUGCAACACGCUAUAACUGGCGACAAUUAAUUUAAAAUUGCUCUAAAGAGUGUAAUGAUAGUAAAUUUUUUUGAUGUUGGCUAUCAAGAUUGCUUAGCAACUGCAGCCUCUAUCUGGAACAAACUUGAUGGUGUACCUUUCCGUUCUGUUGAAAAAUCGAAACUUGAAAAUGGUGCUGAAACAUAACUUAUCACCGCUAACCUCUUGAGUGUUUCAAAUGCUUUGGCAAAGAUUAUAACUUUUUCCCGAAACGCGCGAACAAUCUCAAAUUCGAUUAUGCCAAUGUGCUUCUUACCCCAACGACCCCUUCCCCCCGCCGCCCAUCUGAGUGUUUUAUACGCGGGAAAAAUCUACUAUUCUUGUACUGAACAAUUCUAGAAAAUCCGUGGAAAUCUAAAUUGUCAACAACAAAAAAACUACCAUUCAUACUGUCAGCAAAACACACCCGUCUACCCAAGUAUCAGCUAUCUUAUUGAUUUUAAUAUCUACGGCGAUUAAAUCCCGAAUUGAGUCCGAGAAGUAAUAAAGAACACAACAAGAUAUGUUUGUAGUUGCUAACUAUUUAGUAUUUACAAUAUAAUAUACAUGUGUACACAUCCCUUUGUUUACAUUUUAAAAAAUUUCCUCUUUUUACUAUUUACUUGUUAUGCCUCUUCAGUUCUUCUUCUGGAACCAGAUAACAAAUUAUGCAGUGAAUUUCACGCUGUCAUCGUGGAAAAAAUUAAACAAGGUUUGUUGCUAAAGCCAAUACCUCUGUGUCACGAACUGCAGAUAGUGAAAUACUCUUGAACUAGGAGCCACGAGGUGUAGGUAAUCAGCGGUUGAACCGUAAACAAAAUACAUAUGUGGAGGAGACUGAUUAGGGUACAGAUUCAGUGAUAAUGUCUUAACAGGACCCUUGUUAUUACUAUUCUUCUCUGUCAACCCUAAAAUGCCAACGUAAAUUGUUCUAGUUGUAUAUAAUACUGACCACUUUUUACAUCGCCAAGAGUGAAACAGUUUCAAUUCAAUACACCGUAAUGAUGCGAUUUAGUACCCGGGGUGCUAUUAGAGAGGGGACGCUUUUUGAAACGAGUGCGCUUAAUCGUAUCAUUAUGGUACCGUAGUACAGGAUAACACGACGUAUCUCUUAUCUCUAAUAUUUGAAUAUACAGAAUUAGAAUUGCCUAGUAGUUAUUACCUUGUUUAUUUUGUUACUAAACCUACCACUAUGUGGAGUGGAGAGAUAAAUAAAAUACAAAUGCAUAAGCGUUCACAGUAAGGAAACGAAACACAGGACACAAACUUUAUUUACCGGAGUAUGAAGAAUAUUUACAGCUAGUAAAGUGUAACCUGUUUUUUCCCAAGUAAUGUUACAAUCGCGGAUGCAGGGAACAUCAGAUUUUUUUAAAAUUUUCAUUUUAGAUGCAGUUAGUACUGAAGAUAGCGAGGAUGAAGAUGAGAGUGAUGAGGAAGAUGAUAAUGAUGAAAAAAGUGGUGAUUCAGAUGAUGAUGGCGAAGAGAGCAAUGAUGAUGAUGAUGAUGAUGAUGAUGAUGAUGAUGAUGAUGAUGAUGAUGAUGAUGAUGAUGAUGAUGGAGAUGAUGAAGAAAGUGAUUCUGGUGAUGACUACUCAACACCAUCAGGUCCCAUUAACCUAAUCAUGGGUGGUUUGCCAAUCAAACCCCACAAUAGGUGA
Messenger RNA from Pocillopora meandrina, 6792 nucleotides. Lineage: Eukaryota; Metazoa; Cnidaria; Anthozoa; Scleractinia; Pocilloporidae. The record is from the annotation of a GenBank genome assembly.